GCGACACAACAAUCAACACCUAUUUGGCUUGGGUCCUUGAUGGUUCCGAGUCCCCCAAUCUCUUUACAAGUGCUGAAAUUUCGUGGGGUUCGAUCUUCUUUUCAACUGAAUACGUGGGUUUUUCCAAAGGAGGCGGGCAGUAAACAGAAGUUUAGGUCUUAAGGAGGUUCGAGUAGCCAAACUUUGUUUCUUCGUACCCUUUGAGAUGUUCUAAUGGUCCUCAUUUUCUAACUUAAACACACAAACAAAAAAUACUUUAUUUUUAAAUGGUUCAAAGAUGUAGCAUGUGGUGUUUUUCUAUCAAUCCUCAUGCUCAAAAACGAUAACUUGGCUUUGAUGCCAAAAUAAACUCGAGCCCUUAACGUUCCGAUUUCUUGGCAUUUGGGCCGCUCGAGGCUGGUGCGAGAUUUUCUAGACAAUCACUCGGUCGGAGAGGUUGCGAGAAUCCAGCUCGUUGGUUGUCCACCGUUACGAUGUCCAUGAGUAGUAUAGUCCAAAAGCUUAUGAAGUACUCUAAGAUGCAUUCAUUGACAAGACAAGUUGUGAUAGUAGAAUCUAUUUCCGCCUGAAGCUAUGAGCUAAAUCACAAAUCACUCCUCAAGCAUUCCCAUUUAUCAAUCACAUUUGCCCCAGCGAAUUCAGCUAUCAUGGCUAUUAAAGAGACUUGCCAGAAAUACAAACCACAAAUCCUCCUUUUCCUGGCAAUUUUCAAUCUGAUCUGGGUUGGAGUCAUAUUAGUUUGGAUUUUGAGCGACAAAUCUGCUUGCGACACAUUUCCCGGAUCACAAUCUUCGGUGUCAUUCAUCCCAGAAGAAGGAAACCGCAUAACUGUGGUCUAUAGAACAACUGAAGGUUUGGCCACCAAAGAAGACACCUCGGAA
Molecule: messenger RNA, 881 nt
Organism: Tigriopus californicus
Lineage: Eukaryota; Metazoa; Arthropoda; Copepoda; Harpacticoida; Harpacticidae
Source: RefSeq, a predicted model, not a curated record